AUGCGCGAAUGGUUCAUGACACAAUACCUGGCGAGGGUGAAGGAUAUGAUGAAAAAGUUUGAUAGAUGCACGAUCAGCCAAAUUCCAAGGGACGAAAACAUGCGAGUAGAUGCCUUAUCGAGGUUCAGGUCGUUGGUGGAAGGAAUUAAGGAAAGGAAGAUCACCGUAUUGGUGAAGUCUCAACCAGUAAUAGAUGAUGCAGAGAUCCACGUGGUCGAGACGGCGGAUUCUUGGAAAACGCCUUUUGUUCGGUAUUUAAAGUAUGGGGAAUUACCUAGCGACGCGAUUGCUGCCAAGAGGUUGCAAUUUAAAGCUAAUUGCUUUACUUUGGUCGGAGAUGACUUAUACAAGAGAACUACAGAAGGUAUUGUACUGAAGUGUUUAGAUGCAGAGAGGUCGCAGUAUGUUAUGAAGGAAAUACAUGAGGGCAGUUGUGGAAAUCAUUCGGGAGGAAGAUCGUUGGCCCAGAAGAUCCUUAGGCAAGGCUAUUUGAUGGUAGAAGAUGCGAAGGAAUUUGCUAGGAAAUCGGUGGCGCAGAAAAAAUUUCUGAUUGUGGCGGUCGAAUAUUUUUCCAAGUGGGUUGAGGCUGAAGCUUUGGAAAAGAUCUUUGAGAAAGAGGAACUAAAAAUCCAGCAGAACUUUACGGCGGUCGGGAAUCCACAAGUGAACGGGCAAGCCGAGGUCACGAACCGAACUUUGUUGCAAUAUUUAAAGACUCGGUUGGAAGGAGCAAAAGGGGCAUGGGUCGAAGAACUGCCUGGAGUACUUUGGGUAACGACCCCGCAAACUGCCACAGGUGAGACCCCUUUCUGUUUGGUAUAUGGCAGUGAAGCUAUCAUACCCGCGGAGAUUGGUGAAGAAACAGCUCGAGUCACCCAAUAUGAAGCGGAAGGAAAUUCUCAGGAGCGGUCAUUUGACCUGACAGUGAUCGAAGAAGGAAGAGAUCGUGCGUAUGUGAAGAUCUUGCGAUAUAAAAGCAUGAUGACCAGAAAUUAUAAUCGAAGAGUGCGACCGAGGAGUUUUCCAGUCGGCGACCUUGUCUUGAAGAAAGUCGAAGUGUCGAAGCAUGUUGGGAAGCUCGAUCCGACAUGGGAAGACCCGUAUAAGGUAGUGGAGAUUCGACGAAAAGGGACAUACAUCUUACAAGAUUUAGAGGGGAAGAAUUUGCAAAACGACCUUGGAACGUGCAUAACUUGA
Messenger RNA from Sesamum indicum (sesame), 1197 nucleotides. RefSeq lists its product as uncharacterized. Gene Ontology annotation, molecular function: nucleic acid binding. Lineage: Eukaryota; Viridiplantae; Streptophyta; Magnoliopsida; Lamiales; Pedaliaceae. The record is from RefSeq and is a predicted model, not a curated record.